Xiphophorus hellerii (green swordtail) is the source of this 1461-nucleotide messenger RNA. RefSeq names its product 4-hydroxyphenylpyruvate dioxygenase-like. Gene Ontology annotation, biological process: L-tyrosine catabolic process. Gene Ontology annotation, molecular function: 4-hydroxyphenylpyruvate dioxygenase activity. Lineage: Eukaryota; Metazoa; Chordata; Actinopteri; Cyprinodontiformes; Poeciliidae. Gene Ontology annotation, cellular component: Golgi membrane; endoplasmic reticulum membrane. The transcript is spliced from 14 exons. The annotation marks the transcript as partial. The record is from RefSeq and is a predicted model, not a curated record.
UUGUAUAACAGCAAACGUAGUUCUCUGUCCUCCACCAAUACCCGCUCCUUAUUGGUGGGAGUGUGUUCAAAAACGUCUUGCUCGCCUUUUAAAUUCAGGCGUUCGCUGCGGGUCUCAUUCUGGCAGCCGGGUCAGAUCAACGCAGACAAGAUGACAACGUACACAGACAAAGGCGAAAAGCAUGAGCACGGCAAGUUCAUCUGCUUCGAUCAUCUAACAUUCUGGGUUGGAAAUGCAAAGCAGGCUGCGUCGUAUUACUGCAACAAGCUCGGAUUUGAGCCGCUGGCUUACCGAGGCCUGGAGACGGGCAGCCGUGACGUGGCGUCCCACGCAGUGAAACAAGGGAAGAUCAUUUAUGUCUUCUCGUCUGCUCUGAAUCCUGGUAACAAAGAGAUGGGGGAUCAUCUGGUGAAACAUGGGGAUGGAGUGAAAGACAUUGCAUUUACAGUGGAGGACUGUGACUUCCUGGUUCAGAAAGCCAGUGAGCGAGGGGCAAUUAUUAUCAAAGAGCCCCACACUCUGGAGGACAAGAACGGGAAAAUCCGGCUGGCUGUGCUUCAAACGUAUGGAGAUACCACCCAUACGUUUGUGGAGAGGAAAGGAUACAAGGGAUUGUUCCUGCCCGGUUUCCAUCCCCCUCUGUUCAAAGACCCUUUACUACCCAAACUACCGAGUGGAAAACUGGACUUCAUCGAUCACGUUGUGGGAAACCAAUCAGAUGAUGAGAUGGUUCCAAUUGUAGAAUGGUAUCAGAGGAACCUCCUCUUUCACCGCUUCUGGUCGGUGGACGACAAACAGCUCCAGACAGAAUUCAGCGCCCUGCGCUCCAUUGUAGUGGCGAACUACGAGGAGACGGUGAAGAUGCCGAUCAACGAGCCUGCCAAGGGGAAGAGAAAGUCUCAGAUCCAGGAAUAUGUGGAGUACUACGGAGGUCCAGGAGUGCAGCAUAUCGCCAUGAACACGUCAGACAUCAUCACAUCAAUUCGCAACCUGAAGGAGCGAGGGACGGAGUUUAUGACAGUGCCAGAAACUUACUACGAUCAGCUGAGGGAGAAGCUGAAACAUUCAAAGGUCAAAAUCGCCGAGAACCUGGACGUCCUGCAGGAACUGAAAAUCUUGGUGGACUAUGAUGACAAAGGUUAUUUACUUCAGAUCUUCACCAAGCCAGUUCAGGACCGUCCCACGGUUUUCCUGGAGGUCAUUCAGAGACACAAUCACCAGGGCUUUGGUGCAGGAAAUUUCAAGUCUCUUUUUGAAGCCAUUGAGGCAGACCAGCAUGCUCGGGGAAAUCUGACCAUCCUGACACCAAACGGAGACACAAAGAGCAUGUGAAGCAACCCAUUAAUGGUUUUUGCAUCUUAAAAAACCACAAGAAUUAUUCUUAACAAAUAGUACUGAUCAAGUUCCCAGUGAGUUACUCCGUCCAGUCUCUGAUAAUAAAAUGCACAUUGAGCACCUGGG